AGAGGGAAGUGAUCAAGAACUGCAAACAUGGAUUCACCAGAGCAAGUGGAGCCUGACCAACCUAAUUGCUUCUAUGAUGAGAUACCUGGUUCUGUAGACAUGGGAAAAGUGGUGGCUGUGAUAUUCCUUAACUUUAGCAAAGCUUUUGAUAUGGUUUUCCACAGUAUUUUUGCCAGCAAGUUAAAGAAGUCUGGCUUGGAUGACAGGACUAUGAGAUGGCUAGAAAGCUGGCUGAUUGUCGGGGUCAACAGGCGGGAUGUCUAGUUGGCACAGGAGCUGCAGGAUCCACCACUGUGGGGCUCCCACUGUCCUGAGUGCCACCACUGCCAACUCUGCAGUAAAGAUGUCUCACGACCACCAGGCAGGCCACAUGAUGAACAGCUCCAUGGUACCCACCUCUGAGCACCAUCAUCCGACCUUGGAACAUCACCACCCUACAGCAGCACCAGGACACAAUCACGCAGCCGGGAUGAUGAUGGACAUGACUUUCCACUUCAGCUACAAGAAUGUGCCGCUGCUGUUUUCUGGACUGGUGAUCAAUACGCCUGGAGAAAUGGCUGGUGCUUUCGUGGCAGUUUUCUUCCUAGCCAUGUUUUAUGAAGGCCUCAAAAUAGCCCGGGAGAGUCUGCUCCGUAAAUCACAAGUCAGCAUUCGUUACAACUCCAUGCCUGUCCCAGGACCAAAUGGCACCACUUUGAUGGAGACACACAAAACAGUUGGACAACAGAUGCUGAGUUUCCCUCAUCUCCUGCAGACAGUGCUGCACGUCAUACAGGUGGUGGUCAGUUACUUCCUCAUGCUGAUCUUCAUGACCUACAAUGCCUUCCUCUGCAUAGCUGUGGCAGCAGGCGCAGGCACUGGCUACUUCCUCUUCAGCUGGAAAAAGGCAGUUGUUGUGGAUAUCACGGAGCAUUGCCAUUGAUGCUGGACACAGGGCGAGACCCUCUCUCUGCCCCUCCAUUCGCUCCAACUGCAGUCAUGAGUGGAUGGGGAUAAGUCCCAGGCUGACUGAGAACCAACGUACACCAGGAAAACCGGUGUGUGUGUGUGGGGGGGGGGGGGAGGUCCCCGCCAGUGUCCUAGUCAAGACAAUGCACAGGCAGCUCACAGGGAUUCCUGGUGUUGGGGGUUUCCCACCAAGCAGCCUGGUGCCAACACUAGAUGGACCAGCUCCUGAGGUCACGUUGACUGGAGCCACCCUUGACCAUGAUGCAUACUGUAUUUGAGAUUGUACCCUGACUGAAAUGAUGUAGCAAGUAGAAUUUGACACAAUUAUUGAAAUGUCCUUUUAAAACAUUUUAUUUGUAAAGAAUAAAUGAUCAGAGCUGGA
Pelodiscus sinensis (Chinese soft-shelled turtle) is the source of this 1330-nucleotide messenger RNA. NCBI's taxonomy places the organism in Eukaryota, Metazoa, Chordata, Testudines, Trionychidae. The record is from RefSeq and is a predicted model, not a curated record.